This is a messenger RNA of Magnolia sinica, 681 nucleotides long. Its product is annotated as 16.9 kDa class I heat shock protein 2-like. The transcript has a single exon. NCBI's taxonomy places the organism in Eukaryota, Viridiplantae, Streptophyta, Magnoliopsida, Magnoliales, Magnoliaceae. The record is from RefSeq and is a predicted model, not a curated record. Gene Ontology annotation, biological process: protein folding; response to salt stress; response to hydrogen peroxide. The coding region runs from base 48 to 512 and encodes 154 amino acids.
UUAAAAUCCAUCAUCGAGCACUGUUCUUAGCUUUCCCUUAACAGAAAAUGUCGAUCAUUCCCUUUUUCGGUCGCCGAAGCUACUACGAUCCAACCAACCUGGAUCUGUGGGACCCUUUCGAAUUCUUCCCCUUCAACACCCUUGCAACAACGAACCGAAAUGACGAGAUCGCUGCAUUUGCAAACGCCCAAAUAGACUGGAAAGAGACGCCAGAAGCUCAUGUAUUUAAGGCAGAUCUUCCAGGGGUGAAGAAAGAGGAAGUGAAGGUGGAGGUUGAAGAGGGCAACAUCCUUAGGAUCAGUGGAGAGAGGAAGAAAGAGAUCGAAGAGAAGAACGACAAGUGGCACCGUAUAGAGAGGAGCAGCGGCAAGUUCCUGAGGCGGUUCCGGCUGCCUGAUAAUGCGAAGGUUGAAGAGGUGAAGGCGACGAUGGAGAACGGGGUGCUGACGGUAACGGUGCCGAAGAAGGAAGUGAAGCAGCCCGAGGCGAAGGCCAUUGAAAUUUCCGGUUGAGAAGUGGUAGGACUCUUUUUCUCUCGUGUUUUCGUGUUCGUAUGUGUUACUGAAGGGUGUGGUAGUAUGUAAAUGUGGUAACAUAAGUUGUUUGGAAUCUAGAUGGUGAGGAAGAUGCGUAGAUGUAUGUUUCUAUGUGAAAUCUAAAUGAACGACUCUUAAUAAAUUA